This is a messenger RNA of Aedes albopictus (Asian tiger mosquito), 2550 nucleotides long. RefSeq names its product chymotrypsin-like protease CTRL-1. Bases 1396 to 2550 code for a protein of 384 amino acids. The transcript has a single exon. The record is from RefSeq and is a predicted model, not a curated record. Gene Ontology annotation, biological process: proteolysis. Lineage: Eukaryota; Metazoa; Arthropoda; Insecta; Diptera; Culicidae. Gene Ontology annotation, molecular function: serine-type endopeptidase activity.
GGCAGGAAAUCUUGCUUACUUUGGAUUCCGCAGAACUCUACGAUCGAAUAAAGUUCGCCGUAACACGAAGUUAACUAUCUGCGAAACACUGAUUAGACCGGUAGUCCUCUAUGGGCACUAAACAUGGACUCUACGUGCAGAGGACCAAUUCCUUGGAGUUUUCGAACGGAAGGUGUUGCGUACCAUCUACGGCGGAGUGCAGAUGGAAGACGGGACUUGGAGAAGGCGAAUGAACCACGAGCUGCAUCAGCUGGAGACAAACAGCCAUGGACCGAGUGGAAUGGAGACGGCUACUAUGUACAGCAGAGGCCAGCCCGGCCUUAGCCUGAUCGGUAAGUAAGUAAGGAUGCAUCCCAGAAGAAAUUUCUGGACUCUUUCAUGCGGGAAGGCUUAUAGCAAUUCCUCAACACAUUCCUGGUGGACUUCUUGAAGAAAGCUUUGUGCAAAGUUUUGAAGGAAUCUCCGGAUGAUUUUGGGAAGAAACCAGUGGAAGAAUUUGUGAAAAAAAUCUUAAAAAAAGUUGCUGAAGACAGGAAUUGCUUCAAACCGAAGGAUUUUCUAAACGAAUUCUUGGAAGAUUUUCUUGAACAAAUUUUUGGUAGAUUCCUAAAAGCAUUUGUAAAGAAAUCCAUGGGUGAUUUCAUGAAAUAGAUCUUGUAUAGAUUUCUGAAAGAACUUGCGGAGGAAUUUCUGAAGAAACCUUUCUAGAUGGCCCACAAUGUCGGGGUACUAAAUUGUACUGACAAGCGCAUGAUGCAAGGUGAUUCUAGAAGAAGGCAUUAUGAUUUAUUGUUCCAGUACUGCGUAAACCCUAGAUUUUUUUUUACAAAUGUACGUCGUUGUUUUGUCUUUGGCAGGGCCGGUUUGUUUUGGCGGAAGUCAAAAUACAGUCACCCCAAAUCCUAUUUGUAUCUGCCACCAUGUGCGUAAAGAAGUAUAAUCAAACAAGUUUUUCUUGUUAUUUUUCAAGCGGGCCCCACCAGGCGGCAACACUGCAGAUCCGUCAAGCUGUUAAGUAUCGCUAUCGAUGUAUUUCGCGAAUAAAUUUUGAGCGUUUUCUCACACAAAACAAAAAUGCGAGUUUUUGGUGUAGAAACUAUCCUAGGGAUUCCCAUUAAAGUUGUACGGCCGUGUUAAGCCAAAUAUAAGAUUAGUUCACGGUUGACCAUGGGAGCAUCAACAGUUGUGAGAGUAGCGUUGGUGCUAAGCUUGUUCAUCGUACGGUCGGCAGGAGGAAGUAAGCUUUUUCUUAACUGUUGCGUUCUGAUUGAUAGCCACAUGGUGUGAAAUAUUCUCGUUUCAGCGGGAAGCUGUGGAGAAAGAAAGUUGUCAGCACAUUCACUGAUUGCCCAUGGAUACAAGGCACGGUAUGGGGCGUGGCCAUGGCACGGUGCAAUGUUCCAUAGAUACAGACUAGGUUGGACCAGCUAUGUUUGUGGAGUUACGAUUGUGACGGAGCAAUUCGUAUUAACGGCAGCUCAUUGUACAUAUGAAGGAUUGCAAAUGCUUCCGGCGAAUCGGGUAUUUAUCAAAGUGGGUUUUACCAAUCUUGACUCACCGGAGGACAACGUGCGGCAAUUUGAUGUCGACAAGAUAAUUCGACACGAAGAAUACGAAAAGGACACAUUCGAAAAUGACAUUGCGUUGCUGAAGCUGUCUAGUGAAAUUGCCUUUACAAGCUACAUACAACCCGUAUGUUUGUGGCAGGGUGAUAGUCAAUUGAGCAAAAUAACCUCAAAAAUUGGAUUCGUAAUUGGUUGGGGACUAGAUGAAGGAUACAACUUGCCCAAACAUUUGAGCGAAGCAACGAUGCCAAUAGUAUCAAGCAAAACAUGCUGGGAGAGUGAUAGAUUGCAUUACAACAAGUAUUACUUCGAGUCAAAAACAUUCUGUGCAGGCCGCCUCAACAGCACACAUGUCAGUCAUGGAGACAGUGGAGGCGGAUUGUAUAUGCGAAUGGGAACAAAUUGGAUUGUACGCGGACUUGUUAGUAAUGCCAAAAUUAACCCGCUCACAUUAAAUGUAGAUGCAGACAACUACGUUAUGUUCACAGACGUUGCCUACUAUUUGAACUGGAUCAAAUCAAAAGUGCCUGUUAUACCUUAUUUUGCGGUAGACACCAAGCGAAUCAUUGGUAUUGAGUCUGACAGUAAAGACAAUUUGCUAGACUUGAAGAACUGCGGUACUCCGGGAAAAGAUAAAGUAUUUGUAAAUCAGCACCCCUGGUAUGCUUACAUCUCAAGAUCCCAAUCAAAACCAAUUUCCAGAUUUUGGUGUUUGGGAGUUUUGAUUCAUCCUAGUUUUCUGAUUACCGUUGCCAGGUGCCGGGAACGAAAUGCGAAGAGUUUGCAAGUUUCAAUAACAAAUUGUUUUUUUUUUUAUUCCAUGUAUAAUAAUCAGAAUUCAUUUUCAGGUCGGCAUGGGUCAUCGAACCUCCUCUGGAUAUCGUAUAUGAUUACGAAGAUGAUACUGAUUAUGUUAUCGGAUUGGAUGCUUCAACGAGAAUUCCCAUUCGCAACACAUUUGUACAUCCUGAUUAUGACUCCAUAA